This is a messenger RNA of Letharia columbiana, 579 nucleotides long. RefSeq lists its product as uncharacterized. The transcript is spliced from 4 exons. Bases 1 to 579 code for a protein of 192 amino acids. Lineage: Eukaryota; Fungi; Ascomycota; Lecanoromycetes; Lecanorales; Parmeliaceae. The record is from RefSeq and is a predicted model, not a curated record.
AUGGCAGCGACGAGAUUACGGGAAACUUUUCAGUACCCAGCUGAUAACAGCGACGAUGAUGAUACACCGAAAAACCUUGACGAAGAAGAGCAAGAGAAACUCAUCGCGAAGCUGAGAGUCGAGGAUGACGAGCGCAAUGAGGAGUAUAAACGCAUCUUCCUCGCGGUCCCCAGUGUCUCCGCCAUGGCAUACAUCCCCACACUGAUCAUGUCGAGUCUCGUUCAAGCCAAGCUCGUCAGCCUCCUCUGCAUAACCUCCCUCACCGCUACCGCCUAUAUCCUUGCCUUCGUUCCUAUUACUAGGCACAAAUCGCUCAAUCGAGUAAAGUCGAAGAAGCGAUUAGAGCCUAUGUCAGGACCAGUCCAUCAGUAUAUCAGCUACCUCAAUGGUACCCUAAGCUUGCUCUGCGCCUUGAAUUCUAUCAUCUUUAGAGACAAGCAAGGCGUACAUGAUGGGUUCUGGUUGCUUUGUCUGUUACCUGUGGUAUCAUUCGCAUUCAUUAUUCUCGCCAGGCGAUUAAUGCUCUCUGUGGAUGUAGAUGAACUCGAAAUCCUCAAGUACGGAUACAAAGGCGCCUAG